Molecule: messenger RNA, 2927 nt
Organism: Girardinichthys multiradiatus
Lineage: Eukaryota; Metazoa; Chordata; Actinopteri; Cyprinodontiformes; Goodeidae
Product: protocadherin alpha-8-like
Exons: 1
Coding region: 345-2735 (796 amino acids)
Biological process (GO): homophilic cell-cell adhesion
Cellular component (GO): plasma membrane
Molecular function (GO): calcium ion binding
Source: RefSeq, a predicted model, not a curated record
ACCAUUAAAAUGAUACCAUUGUUUCACUUUGAUCUAACACUCGCAGUGAAGCUAUAAACAACAAACAUUUCAUCUAAUGGAUAAACCGCCUUCAGGUUUUGUGCAUCAGAAUAUUUGGUCGCUUGGUGUCAGUAAGAUAUUGGAAAUAUGAGGUGUUCAUUAUUUCGUUGUGGUCCCACCCCUCCAGGUCAUGUUCUCGUCAGUGUUCUGUCUUUUUCUUCUUGGUCGUAUUAUGAACACAGUGAUAGCAGAGGGUUUCCAAACAGAAGCAAACGGCAUGUGUACAUUUAGAAAAGUCGGUAUUGUUACCAAGUCAAAAAUGUUUCGUUCGUAAUGGAUUGCCGAUGACUUCAGAAAUCAGGAUGGAACAAAGAGGAUACAAGCAGCGGCAGGAGCAGGGAUAUUUAAUUGGAUUCGUGCUUGGUGUGCUUUUAUGGAGUGUAGCCUCAGCGCAACUGCGUUACUCGGUCUUCGAGGAGGUAAAGGAAGGCACUGUGGUUGGAAACAUAGCAAAGGAUCUGGGGAUAGACAAAAGCAUAUUGAAAGACAGGAAGUAUCGGAUUGUAUCAGGUGAUGUGGAUCCGCUCUUUAACGUGAAUCAAAACGAUGGAAUCCUUUAUGUGAACCGGAAAAUUGACAAAGAGGAGGUGUGCGCCCAUAACAGUCGGUGUGUUAUGAAUGUUAAAACUGUGCUAGAGAACCCACUAGAGGUCCAUUAUGUAGAAGUGGAAAUCUUGGAUAUAAAUGAUCAUUCGCCUGUUUUCUCGGACAAGGACAUUAUUUUAGAGAUUUCAGAGUCAGCUCUGCCUGGAGCACGAUUUCAGCUGAAACCGGCACAGGAUCCGGACAGCGGUCAGUUCUCCGUUCAGCAAUAUAAACUUAGUCAAAAUGAUCAUUUUCGAUUGGAAAUUAAGGAUAAAAGAAACGAUAUUAAAAUACCAAUAUUGGUUGUUCAAAAAUCUUUAGACAGAGAAAUUGCACGGAGCCACACGUUGAUAUUGACAGCUCUAGAUGAAGGUAAACCUCCAAAAACUGGUAAUAUGAACAUAAUAAUACAUGUUCUUGACAUUAACGAUAACCCGCCUGUUUUCUCAGAGAAGGAGUAUACUGUGACACUUAAUGAAAACGCUCAACUAGGAACAACUGUCAUAAAGGUGAACGCAACUGAUUUAGAUCAGGGAUCAAACGGAGAUGUGCUUUAUUCAUUUAGUAACAGCGUGAGCCCAAAUUUACUGAAUCGAUUUGAGAUUAAUUCAUUAACAGGUGAUAUAACUGUAAAAGGUGUGAUAGACUACGAAGAUAAAGACGAAUAUGAAAUAGAAAUCCAGGCGUCUGAUAAAGGUUUUGCUCCUCUGACAACAGAAAAAAGCGUGAUUAUCAAGAUUAUUGACAUGAACGAUAAUGCACCGGAAAUUGAAGUUACUUCAUUUUCCAGUUCAAUUCCUGAAGACUCCCGACCAGGAACAACAGUCGCGCUUAUAAGUGUGAAUGACUUAGACUCCGGGCUAAAUGGAAAAGUGAUCUGCACUAUAAAGGAGCACGUUCCGUUUAAUUUAUUACCAGCUUUAAAAGAUAAAACGUUUUCUUUGGUAACUAGAUCUUCUUUGGACAGAGAGAAAAAAUCAUAUUAUGAUCUCAUAAUUACUGCAAAAGAUGCAGGGCAGCCUCAAUUGUCAUCGUUAAAGACAGUCAGCGUUGUGGUGUCUGAUGUAAAUGACAACAAUCCAGAGUUUUUACUGAGCCCGUAUACUUUUUAUGUAACUGAGGGUAACGAAGCAGGCUCUUUGAUGUUUUCUGUUAAAGCUACUGAUCGUGAUGAAAAUGAGAACGCACGUAUUUCCUAUCAAAUUGUCAGGGAGGGAAGUGAAGAUCAUAAAUUGAACUCGUUUCUAAACAUAAACUCUGAAAUCGGGGACAUUGUGGCGCUGAAGAGUUUCGACUUUGAAACUCUGAAAACUUUCCAGUUCCAAGUUGUCGCCUCAGAUUCUGGGUCUCCGUCACUGAGCAGCAACGUCACAGUGAACGUGUUCAUUCUGGAUCAGAACGACAACGCUCCAGUCAUCCUGUAUCCAGUCAGCUCCAAUGGUUCUGCUGAAGGUGUGGAGGAGAUUCCCCGCAAUGUGAACGCAGGACACUUGGUGACUAAAGUCAGAGCCUAUGACGCUGAUAUAGGAUAUAACGGCUGGUUGCUGUUUUCACUGCAGGAAGUUACUGACCACAGUCUCUUUGGUUUGGACCGCUACACAGGACAGAUCAGAACACUUCGCUCAUUCACAGAGACAGACGAGGCUGAGCAUAAACUGGUCAUACUGGUCAAAGACAAUGGCAACGUUUCCCUCUCAGCAACAGCUACUGUGAUUGUCAAACUGGUGGAGCCCAAAGAGGCUUUUGCAGCUUCUGAUGUUAAAAGUGCAGCAAAGGAUGAUGAGGAUAAUAAUGUGACUUUUUACCUGAUGAUCACUUUGGGCUCAGUUUCAGUUCUGUUUAUCAUCAGUAUCAUCGUGCUGAUUGCAAUGCAGUGCUCCAGAUCCACAGACUAUACUUCUAAAUAUAUCCCAGAGACUAAUUAUGAUGGGACACUGUGUCACAGCAUCCAGUACAGAUCUGGAGACAAACAGUACAUGUUAGUUGGACCCAGGAUGAGUAUAGGAUCUACUAUAGUACCUGGAAGUCAUGCAAACACACUGGUGCUACCCGACCGGAGGAGGGCGUCUCAAGAGGUAAGAAGAUGUUAAGUCAUGUAUUCAAAAUGUGAAACAAGAUUCAUAUUAUUAACACCCCCCCCCCACACACACACACACACACAAAGACAAACAAAGCAAAGCAAAACAAAACAAACAAAAAAAAACACUCCUUACUUUGUAGUCAGUUCUCAAUUCGCAGUCUGUAAUGAACACAUUGUUUGUUGUUACAGUUUUUUACAGAUA